UAUUACUUCUAAAAAUUUCGAUAAAUCAAUGGCAUCUGCAGAAUCCAAGAAGAUCGAAUCCACAUCUGAUGAGAAUGACGUCGAUGCGAACGGGACUUCAGGAAGUGAGAUUGAAAAAAAUGAUGAUCAUUUUCCAAUUUCUGGAAUGCAAGAAAUAUCCAAACAGAGGCCAUCAAAUGUAUGCUGCUCGACUGUCUUUCGGUCGUGCAACAGAGAAGUCCAGCUCCAGUUAUAUAACGUGUUUAUUUUACAGCUAGAAGAUUUAAUCCACAAUGAGAAUUUGACCUACGAUACUACUGAGGCUAAUUUGAGCCUAGGAGAUAUUUCUGAGGAUGACGAAAUUUGGGUGUUUGAUAUUCCCAAAACGAUCGAUCCCAAGAACUUUAAAGGCCAAUCGAUAAAACUUGGGAAAAAGAACAAUUUUCAAGUUGGAAAUGAAUUGUAUGAGACAUGUUCAAGUGCGAGUGACAGCAAGCAGCAUCUGUCUUUAGUCUUUAAUACCGGUAGACGAAAGCGACCUUAUAAAACAAUUAAUGUGAAACCAGCAGGCUGUGUACAGGUUCGUCAGAAGCUUUCCAGCGUAGUCGAUAUAGAUUUGGUAUCUCCAAAAAAGGCAAGCGUACCCUUUCCAAAGAAUCUCAAACUUAGGCACCCUCUAUUUGGUCAUGAUUAUUGCGACAAACUUAUAUCCGUUGAGAAAUGAGUUUGGCUUACUGGUAAUCAUUGAAUGGUUUGUAGUACCUGUACCAUAGGUUACAUGGAAUUUUUCAGCAAGUCAAAUUAUCUGUACAUAUCUGGCAAGAUAAAACUCACAUAAAUAUUAUGAGGAUGAAGUGGCAACAUGCGUAAAUAAUAAUAAUAUUAUUUAGAUUGAACAAUGAAAUAAAUUAUUGGUGUAAAUGAUUUUA
This is a messenger RNA of Diprion similis, 908 nucleotides long. RefSeq lists its product as uncharacterized. Gene Ontology annotation, biological process: transcription by RNA polymerase I. The transcript is spliced from 5 exons. The record is from RefSeq and is a predicted model, not a curated record. Bases 29 to 703 code for a protein of 224 amino acids. NCBI's taxonomy places the organism in Eukaryota, Metazoa, Arthropoda, Insecta, Hymenoptera, Diprionidae.